ACAAAUAAAUGUCAAAGUGAACAUAACCUUUAAAACGAUGGCGUUUUUCGUUAAGCUCUAUAUGCAUAAUAUUAACAAAUAAAAAGUGUUAAGCUUUAAAAUUAUGUAAAAAACUUAUUGUUAUUUAUAUGUAUAUUAUCGCCUAUAAACUUAUUAUUUUUGCAACGAAUUUGUGAUUUCGUAAACUGUUAACAUGGAAGAUUCCCUUGAGGACUACCUUCGUUUAUCACAAAAUGUUAGGAAAAACGAGCAAAUUGACCAGCGAGAAAAAAUAAAAAGUACUCUAAUAACACUACAAAAAAAGAAGGAGUCUGAGACAAGAGCUAUGAAAAUUGUGGAAUUUAUGAUUGAAGGAAGACUAAGAAUAGAAACGUUUCUCCAUUGUUUGCUUUAUAUAAAUCAAGAUUAUUAUCAGGAUAUUGUGGAAGAAAGGGCAUUAAAUAAGGUCUGUGGAUAUGCUAUAUGUUCUGAAAAAAUACCAGAAAUGCCUAAAAAACAGUUUCACAUUUCAUUCAAAGCCAAUAAAGUGUAUGAUAUAACAGACAGAAAAAAUUAUUGUAGCAAUUUUUGUUAUAAGGCAAGUUUACACAUUAAAAAACAAAUUGAAGUAAGUCCUUUGUGGCUACGAUCUUAUGAUAAUCUGCCUGACUUUAAUCUUCUGCCUUUUGGAAAUAGCGGAUUACCAGGUGAAGAAAUCGACCAGGGGAUAGCAAAACCUGUUGAGGACAUUCAAUUUACAUCCGUUACAUCUUUUACAAAGGCUUCUUUAGAUGAAUUAACAGAAUAUGAAGUUGAAAAGUCAGUUGCUGUUCAGAGAAACACAAAAUACCUGCCCGGUGCUUCAAGAAUGUCCACUAUUGCUGAAUUAGAACCAGAAACAUUAUAUCAAAAAAUUAACAAAGAUAAAGACGAAGAAACAGAAAGAAAAAGAAAAAACGAGGACGAAAAGCCUUUUGAAAUAGAAUUGAAAAAAAAUAAAACCCCUUUGAGAAAAAUAAGCAAAUUUUCAGAAAAGCGUAAGAUGGAGAAGUCAGCCAAUCCAUCUUUAUGUGAUACAAACAAUAUAAGUAAAAGCAUAAAUAACGUUAUAGAACAUAUUACUAAAUGCUUUCUCGAUUGGGCUACAAUUGAGACGUUUAUUUUUCUUCAUGGCGAAGACAAACUGAGGCAAGUGCUCCAUGAAGAACAUCUGAGCACAUUAUUGGACUCUCUUAGACUUGCCGAAGACAAAACAAAACAGCAACAAAAAUAUGUACAACUUUGCAGAAACUUAAACGUUAAUGAAUUAGCAGACAAUAAAUUCGAUGAGAUGGUAAUUGGUAGAGAACUGAAACCACUACCUGAUUAUGAGAAAUUAAAACAAGAAGGUGAAACUAUGGACUUAAAGGUCAGAUCUUUUUUGCAAGGGCUUCCAUAUGAAGUUGAGGAGGAAGAUGGCAAUGAUAAGAGAUUGUCUGUUAGUAAAAAAAUGCAGAAAGAAGGGAAGAUAGACACUAAAGAGGACGAAAAUUUGGAAGAAGGACCACCUGCUGUGUUGCCUCUAGCAGACAUUAAUUCACAGAAUGCUUUAAGGAGGAAAGUAUUCCUUAAUUCCCUCAACAAAGUCUUACAGAACUUUGCGGAACUGCUUCAUUUUUCGAUUUAUAAUAUACAAUCAGAUAUAAGUGGUCUUGUAAAAACAUUUAAAUUGCGAGCUAAUAAUGUGGUGUUUAAACCUAUUAUCUGGAAUAUAAUUGGAAUAAUUAUUCUUCGAAUAUUGAGUAUUAGAAAUGAAUAUCUGAAAGAAAUAAUCGAUAGCACUAGAUCUCAACAUCAUAUCAAGCAGAUCCUUAAACCGUUUGCAAAAAGUGAAGAUCUUUUAGGUGAGAUAGUAUUAAAGUAUAAUGAUUUAAAUUCUUUUGUUGAGCGUUAUAUAAAUGAAAAGGCGUAGUUUUAUUUUAAUAAAUUUUUGUUUACUUA
This is a messenger RNA of Agrilus planipennis (emerald ash borer), 1959 nucleotides long. Its product is annotated as putative RNA polymerase II subunit B1 CTD phosphatase RPAP2. The transcript has 7 exons. Gene Ontology annotation, cellular component: cytoplasm; nucleus. Lineage: Eukaryota; Metazoa; Arthropoda; Insecta; Coleoptera; Buprestidae. The record is from RefSeq and is a predicted model, not a curated record. The coding region runs from base 194 to 1930 and encodes 578 amino acids. Gene Ontology annotation, molecular function: RNA polymerase core enzyme binding; RNA polymerase II CTD heptapeptide repeat phosphatase activity.